CUCUCUCUUUUUUCCAAUGUGCGGUAUUUUUUCCUCGCACGUUUCCUGGCGAUUAAUUCCCAUCCCCUUUUCUUCGCGGGAGCCGACCGCCUUCACGGAGAUUUAACCUGCAUUCAGAGGGUCCUGUCUAUUUGCACACAUCCAGCCUCCUCAUUGUGAGGGCCGCCUCUGUAGAAUGACCCUGCAAUGAUCCAGAAGAGGAGGAACGUGAUUCUGCUUGAGGAUGGAAACAGAGACAUUAGCCAAACCUGCUAAUCAAAGAACUGGCAGUCCAAGGGAUAAGGAUCCUUUUGCCCACUCUGCCAACACUAUCAAAAUGUUUGUCAAAGUCACUGGAUAAGCAAAGACCAAAGGUCAGUCCCAGCAACAUUUCCAUUGUAGGACUCUGACGUGUAUUUUCUGCUUGGUUUGCUUCUGGAAGAAUCUGGAAACAGAGGAGGGAAAUUAUGAAGACCAACAAGCUCUCCUCUGUUAUAGCUUCUUCCUCUUGAGAGAUGGGUUAAGAAGAGCAAACUGCUGACUCUGAUAACUUCUCUCCCUGUUGCCUCUCUGCUGAGGUUACUGCCCCAUUGCUGGAAGGGACAUUAUCUGCCAGAAGCAGGUGGUGCUGAAAAGGAGGUGAAAGCCUAGAGCAAUUUCCAAAGGUAUCUCAGGAAAUCGGCUUCAAAAUGGCAAUUAUUACAGCAUACUUGACACUGUGGGUCUGCUUGCUGGAUGUUUUCUCAGUGACUUGGAGCCGUCAAAUGGCUGGUGGAGGCCCUGUAAUACUGGAUCACCCAUUCAUCACCGUCUGGAAUGCUCCCAGUCAAGAAUGUGAAGAGAAAUACAGAGUAUCCCUUGACUUGCAGAUUUUUGAUGUGGUUGCCAACCAGAACGAAUCAUUCACAGGGAGCGACAUUACCCUUUUCUACAGCCACAGGUUAGGAUAUUAUCCAUACUACACUGAGAACGGCACAGCAGUCAACGGGGGCACCCCCCAAAACGCCAGCCUCAAUAGUCAUCUUUGGAAGACUGAGCAAGAUAUUGAAAAAACAAUUUCGGAGGCAGGUUUCAAAGGUCUGGCGGUUGUGGACUGGGAGAGCUGGCGUCCCUUGUGGGUUCGCAACUGGGACUCCAUGCAGAUCUACCAGAAUAAAUCCAUAGAGCUGGUGAAGGAGAAGCACCCCGACUGGCCUGCUGAUAAGGUGGCUAGGGAAGCUAAGCGAGAAUUCGAGCAAAUGAGUCAGGCGUUCAUGGAGCUGACUUUGGCGCUUGGCCAAAGCCUGAGGCCGGAGGGUUUCUGGGGCUUCUAUGGCUUCCCUGACUGCUAUAACAAUGAAUACAAAAGCACCGAUUACACCGGAGAAUGUCCAGAGAUUGAGAAGCAGAGGAAUGACGAAUUGCAGUGGCUGUGGAACCAAAGCCAAGCUCUCUAUCCCAGCAUUUAUCUUCCCAAAGAGCUCUGGUUCCUCAACAAGACUCUUGAGUUUGUCCGUCAUCGAGUCCAAGAGGCAUUCAGGAUAGUGAACCAGACGGGGAAUGGAAGCAUCCCAGUCUUGCCUUGCUCCAUUGAAUAUCAGUUCACAGAGACACAGAGCUUCCUGUCACAGGAGGACCUGGUCCACACCAUUGGUGAGAGUGCUUCUCAAGGUGCUGCUGGGGUCAUCUUGUGGGGGAGCACAAAUGACAGUAACUCUGAGGAAGCCUGCCUCGAUGUGAAGAAGUACGUGGACACUGUCCUUGGUCCGUACAUUGUAAACGUGACCAGCAGCACCAGGCUGUGUAGCCAGAUUUUGUGUUCAAAGAACGGCCGCUGUGUGCGGCAGGACGGGCACCUCGAUGCUUUUCUGCACCUCACUCCUGCCAGCUUCUCUAUUCAGAGGCAUUCGGAAGAGCCACGCUUUGUUGUCAGGGGUCAGAUGUCAGCGAAGGAGCAAGUCCAGAUGGCCAAAGAAUUCGCAUGCCAAUGUUACAGCGGCUGGGAAGGCUCGCAGUGUGAGAAAAAGUCAACCUAAGAGAGAGAGGCACCUUAUCUGUUUGCACAGGCACUUACCGUAUUUUUCGCUCCAUAAGAUGCACCUGACCAUAAGACGCACCUAGUUUUUAGAGGAGGAAAACACGGAAAAAAAUAUUCU
Messenger RNA from Podarcis muralis (Common wall lizard), 2114 nucleotides. RefSeq names its product hyaluronidase 1 (gene HYAL1). The record is from RefSeq and is a predicted model, not a curated record. Gene Ontology annotation, molecular function: hyalurononglucosaminidase activity. Gene Ontology annotation, cellular component: cytoplasmic vesicle. Gene Ontology annotation, biological process: carbohydrate metabolic process; hyaluronan catabolic process. NCBI's taxonomy places the organism in Eukaryota, Metazoa, Chordata, Lepidosauria, Squamata, Lacertidae.